AGUCAGUCACAGUCAGUCCGCCGCGCUCCGUCGCGCAUUUAAUACGUUAGGGGAGUAAUUUUAUGCCGUACCCGUUUUACACCGCUUCACAAUUGUACUUAGAACUUGUGCAAAACAAAUACCCCACCCGUGAUUUAAAACAUUUUGUGCUAAACAAAAGUGAACUCAGAACUGUGUGAUACAUAGAAACAGUGUUAGAAAUAAGAAUAAUCAGUCACAUAAUCUCUUCUAAGCAUCUCCGUCGUACGACCAACGUCGCGUACGCCGAUACGGAGAUUAUAUUAAAUGGUACGCGUAAAAUGGACCGCGAGGAAGGAGGUAAUCAGUGAAGUGCUAUAGUGUUGUGUGCGACCGUAAAUAAUAACGUUGGAAAACCAGUGGUGAUGAUGAUGUGAGAGACUGGUGACAAUGCCGUCGGAUUGUGGUUCAUCGUGGUCGCCGCCCGCCUCCAAUAGCGAGCGGCGGCUCAGCAACUCCUCAGAUGGAAGCGCUUGCAGUAGUUACUCAAAAACUACGACCGACAGCGCUGACUUUCUCGCGACACGACCACACACCGCAUCAGUGAUACCCGGCAAGCCGGCCGCGAACCCACUGCAGUUCGUUAAAGUGGGCCCAGCGGACUUGGGCAGCAAGGCCCGGGAACAGCUGCGACGCGCUGAACUCGCCAAGCGAACAGAGCCGGCGAGGAUAGAAAGACAGGAGGACUGGCAAUCGAACCUGGACAACUGGAAGUCGUCCCGGCGGAAGCGAGUGGAACACAUCAUCGAGCGUUGCGUGGAGGUGCGCCGUCUGGAGUGUGAGCCCAGUCAGCCACGCGCCAAGUCUAAGACCUUCAACGAGAUGCUCGAAGAGAGAGCCGGUCGCAGAAGGCGGAACCCGUUAGCCCUAUACACAGAUGACGACGGACACGACCUGAGUGACUUAGGCAUCGGCACCUCCAGCACGAAGAGCAGCCUCAGCGAGGACUGCGACACACACAGUCUCGCCAGUGAUGGAAUGGACCUCGACAAAAAUCACUCAGAUGUCGAUAAUAUGUCUAAUUGCGGUAACAAUCGCAAGUUAGGCUCAAGUGCCAACGAAUACGACACCUGCACGACCACAACAAUCAGCUCGCCUGAGCCAGAAGAAUACACAUACGAAGGUGCAAUAGAGGGUUAUAAAUCCAGGAUAAUUUCACAAACCAACAGUAACAUUGUUAAGACAGUAGUCAACAAUAAUUUUAAAGACAAAUCUCCAGAGAAAUCCAAUGGUGACAUUAACAGAAUUAGAACGUCUGUCAGCAACAAAAUCGACGAAAAAGUUGCUUCCUUACAGCAGGAACGUACUAUCGACAUAAAAAAUAAUAACCAAAAGAAAGAUUUGCCAAAAGUUGAUAUACACAAACGAAGGGAGCAAUUUGAAAGAGAAAAUUCACAAGAGUUGCAAUUAACUAAACCAAAAUUACCUGAUAUUGCUAGCAAAAAAUCUAUUAAGGAUAGGUUGACAAGCUUAGAGAAGUUUACAGAAGAAAUGCAUGUACAAAAAUCGACAAGUGACCAAACAAAAUUUCCUACUGAAGUCAAGCCUUUGAAAGAACGAUUAUCGUCUUUAGAGAAGAUAAAGUCUACUGAACCAGAAAAGUUUAAAAGGCUGUCUAAUGGAGACCUUAGCAAAACAAAAUCUCUAAAAGAUCGAUUAUCUAGCCUUAAAUCACAAACUUCAGAAGAAGAAGCAAAAGUAACAAAUACAGAAGUCAAAGAAGUUUCUAUGAGUCUUAAAGAACGACUUUCCUGCUUAGACGCUGCAAAGAAUAGAGAAAUUCCUAAAAUAUCAGUCGAAAAAGAAAUUGUCAGUACUGAAAAAUGUGAAAGUAAAGUUUGUGAUAAUACACAAGAUAAAGAGUUAGAUUGUUCCUUAAAAUCAAGCUUGUCUGGUAUAGAGAAUCAAAUGCAAAGCUUCUGUCGAUCGCUUGAUAGCUUGGAUAUUAAUGGUCAGUCCUCACCGAAUUCUUUUGAAAGGGUUCAAAGUUUGGAAGACUUUGAUUGUGCUGAAAUGCAAAACAAUACGAUUCCAAGUGACAUUGAAACAGAGGACAGUGGUAUACACACUGCUAGAGACUCUUGUGCACCACCGGAUGAUAUUGCGGAUUUGACUCAAGUAGCUUCUCCCAUUGGAGAACCUAUGGCUGAAGUUUCCGAAUAUGAGUCGUCGAACGAAGAUAAUAUGAUUGUUACAGAACCAGUCAAAAUUGAAGAAGUAUUUGAUAGUAAAAUACAGCCUGAUCAAAAUACUAUCAGUGGCAUAAUAGUGGAAGAAGUAGAAGAACAAGAUAGCAAAGCUGAGGAUACAGACAGCGGAAGUAAUUACGUUCAAGCAGUAUCACAACAAGAAGAAUUAAGUGUCACUGAAGACAUAACAGAAAUUCAAAUAGACAAAGAAGAUGAAGACACUCUUAAAAGUAUGGACAAUCAGGACUCCAGUGUUAUCGAUGCUCUUGAGCUAGCAUUUAAAGAACUGGAUUCCGAGGAUAGCACAGCAGAUAGCAGUAAAAUGGAAGAAGAAUUAAAGUUAGAUGUUAAUAAAAAUGAUCCGAAGGCUGCAGAUAAAGCUUCCGCUUUACUGAACUUCGACAUGGAUAAUAAAGUGUCAGUGACGCCACUGUAUGAGAACAUUGAUAUAUUCUAUCAAAAUACGGUGGACGAUGCCGGAGCUUUUCCACUUGAUCUACCAACCAAUGUUUUAGAGCCUCCUAAAGAGAAACCCCCUCCUCCGCCUACUGAAGAACCACCGGAAGAUGAACUUCUUGGAAAUGGUAAUUUUAAACAUACAAGCUCGGCCCGUCGGAUCAAGAAGGAAAUACGUAACAAACGCACUUCUUUCCUCGGUAUCGAAGGACAAGUUGAUGACAGCUAUUUAGAUGUAGAUCUAAAUUUAGCACCGCGUCCUGAUAUUACCUCCUUUCUUCAAGAAGAAACAAAAAUCGAAAAAUUACUGUAUAAAAAGACUUUGUCUCAUGAUAUGGAUGCAAAGUUACGAGACAGUAGGGAUUCUGGCGUUGAUAUUGAUAGAGGACCGUCGGCAGAAGCUUGGUACAAAGGGCAAUCCUCACCCGAAACAUCUAAUCCACACAGCAGACAAAAUAGUGAGCCUUAUACUCAAGUAACGGUAACCUCUGAUGAGGAAGAAUCUACUAAGAAGAAAAACGAACAGCAGUUCACAGAGGAUUUAACUUCGAAACUCACUACCUUGUCAAAUUCACCCGAAAACGAUCAAACCAAAAUUGAUAGUUUGGAUAAAAAAAUACAACAGCAGCAGGAAGUACUGCGAUUCGAAAGAGAGCUCCUACAGCUUGAACAAGAAGAGUUGAGGAGACAGAGAGAGAAUCUGCUACGAGACCAGAAUAGAAUAAUACAAAAGUCUGUACAAGACGUUUCGAUUGUGACUCACACUGCGGAGAAGACUCCAACGAAUAGGGUUAAAAAGACUAACCAAAAUUACAGACAUUCUAUGCCAAAUUUAUUGAUUAGUGAAAAUCACACACCUAUGCCGCCGAAAGUACCAGAACGGCCAGUUUUUGAUGAGAAUAUGAAAAGGAAACCUUUCGUAUCAGAAGAGCACAUCCAAAGUCACUUUGGAGUUGAAGAGAGUAGAAAAGUCUUGUAUGAAGAUAAAGCCAAAUUUCCCGAAAGAAGAGUCGUGCCAAAUGUAAUGAGGACUCCACAGCCAAUCUUGCCACCGAAACCUAGGAGCAGAGAGUCCAUAGAAAGGGAAAUCACAAUGAGAAGCAGCCGAGUGCCAUCCGCAGUCGAGUAUGUGAACGUAGAUCGAACGCCGCUACAGUUGCGACAGAAGCACGUGGCCAACGGCAACGGACAGUACCACCCUAUGACGCGUCAUACGCUGCAGGCACUGAGCGCAGCCCCAACGCCAAAACUUAUCUCCAAUACGGACUGGAUGCAGGCCCGUAGCAGGAAACCUGCCAACUACAACUAUCACCAACACUGGCUUGUACAGGAAGCAGAACACCGUCGGAUAGAGGAGCAGAGGAACAAAAUGUGCGUCAACCAAAGGCAUUCAUACCACGACGCACCCCCAAACCUACAUCAGAUGCAUCAAAUUAGUGCCAGCCAACAACAGUUGCCGCAAGACUACAAGCGUCCCGUGCGAGAUGCGACACGGACAGACGGGCGAGAAGACAAGCAAGUGCUGAGUGUCAGUGGCAAGAGAAAGUGCUCGCAUUGUGGCGAGGAAUUAGGUCGCGGCGCCGCGAUGAUCAUCGAGUCGCUGGCGCUGUGCUACCACGUGUGGUGCUUCUGCUGCGCGGUGUGCGGCGCGCGCCUGGGCGACGGCCGCGCCGGCGCCGACGUGCGCGUGCGCGCCGCCCGCCUGCACUGCCACCACUGCUACUCCGCGGACGACGGCUCUAAGUACUCCUGCGUCUAGCUGUAACGAAUAAUCACCGGCUGUAAGGCGUUCCAUUGUCAUGAUCAAGAGUAACAAUGGCAACUCAUAAGUGACUUUCUUCGUUCGAAAUCGGUAGAUUUCUGUGGACUGCGGUAGUCACUUACCAUCAGGUAUAUUGUUAGCCCGUUUGUCAAUUGAUAUCUCAUAAAAAAAUAAGAACACUACCAAUGUGAAUCCGCAGACGAUAGUACUCCUGCGUAGAGACUAUUGUCACCUCUAGAAAAUAUAACUACCCCACAAGCAAUUAUUCCCACGUAAAGCAAACUACCACAACUGUUACUCGUUUUUUUUAAUUAACAUAAACAAUAAAACCAAUAUGUUAUCGUAAUGGCAUAAUAGUUUAUAAUUACAUUUAUCAAGACUUAUUAAAAAAUAAAUAAUCAUUAAUACAUAUGAUUUGUUUGUAUAAUGACUUAAAACUUCUUCAAACUUACAAUUGUUUAUGUUCAUUGUGUUAAAAAUCACUUAUAAUUUUGUAUAGUUUUAUUAUUUUUGAGUUAUAGAAGUAUAACAAUAUUAUUUAUAAUUUAGUCUUACACUGACAAAUAAUUUCUUAUAUUGAUUUUGGAAGCUUUUCUAGUGAAAUUUAUUAUGAAUUGCUUCGUAUUGUAUAUAAAUAAAUAAAUAAAGCUUGUUUUUAUAACAUUCUGUAUAUGUAACAUUUUAUAAAAGUAACCAAAGUAUGUACCGGAGACGUUUAAAAGUUACGAUAGUGAAAUGGAUUUGUGAUCUUGGUCCACUGACGUAGCGCGAUAGUUCUCUACCGCUCUGUCUGUCAGUUUGUAUGUCACCAAAACGUCUGUGCGACUCAGCGAGUCUGAGUCCAUUAAUGCACGCUUUUGUUUCUGAAAUACGAUCGCAAAUUCUCCUCCGUCAAACAUUGAAUUAAUAUGUACUAUAUACUAGAAAAGACGCCGAGACUAGGAAUUUUGCAACACGCAGUAAAGCCCAUAGACUCUAACUUAGUCAAUGCUAUAAAUUGGUACUCUUCGCCUUCUUCCACGCGCCCCGCACUGCCGCACAGAUUUUGUUCGCGGUUUCGCUUCUAGUACGUAGUACGUAUUAGUUCAAUGUUGUCAAAUAUAUUUAUACUAAGUUUUUAUUCUUCUGUAAUAUUUUCACUAAUUUUUCGUAUAUCGUGCCAUGCCGUAGUUCCCUUGUUAAUGCAAUAAACUUUACGGAUUCUACAGUAAUUUAAUGAUUAACAAUUUCAUUAUUAUUUUGGAAUUUAACAAUGUAAUUUUCCGUCGCGUUAUUCGAUAAUUUAGUGCGACUUGGAUUUUUGUAUAAUUUUGUAAAUAAUUUCUAAUUUAUGCUGUAGCGUGUGUUAUUUUAGCUUUAAUAGUUAGUACAUUAGGUUAAUUGGUGGAAAAUUUAUCCAAAUAUUUUAUGUUGGUUAUUAUUGUAUAGAUAUUUUGUAUAACAUCGUUCUAACAUGGUAUUUUUGUACUGGUGUUCUCAAAUAAUAAUAUUGUAACGUUAACGAUCUUAUUGUUUGAUGCACAUUAUAUCGACUUUGUAAUUAUGUUAAUUUUGAACAACUUGUACAUUGUUUAUGGUAUCAAAUAAAUAAAUAUUACAAAUG
This is a messenger RNA of Parnassius mnemosyne (clouded apollo), 6028 nucleotides long. The record is from the annotation of a GenBank genome assembly. Lineage: Eukaryota; Metazoa; Arthropoda; Insecta; Lepidoptera; Papilionidae.